Diorhabda sublineata is the source of this 4603-nucleotide messenger RNA. RefSeq names its product E3 ubiquitin-protein ligase RBBP6 (gene snama). Gene Ontology annotation, biological process: ubiquitin-dependent protein catabolic process; protein ubiquitination; mRNA processing. The record is from RefSeq and is a predicted model, not a curated record. Gene Ontology annotation, molecular function: ubiquitin protein ligase activity; zinc ion binding; nucleic acid binding. Lineage: Eukaryota; Metazoa; Arthropoda; Insecta; Coleoptera; Chrysomelidae. Gene Ontology annotation, cellular component: nucleus. The transcript is spliced from 16 exons. The coding region runs from base 192 to 4472 and encodes 1426 amino acids.
CAUUUUUAUUAUUUUUCAUCGUGUGGAAAUGUAGUGUCAAGCUAAUGAAAGACGGUAAAAUAGUGAAAAAUAUGUUUUGAUUAUUGUGAAAAAGACUCGAGGUAGUUGAAUGUAAAGACUAAUAUAUUUUGUGCUACCGACUUCUCAAAAAGUCACCCUUUUUAGUAUAUUUGAUAUCUCGAUUUAAUAGCAUGUCUGUACACUACAAAUUCAAAUCGGCUCUUGAGUAUGAUACGGUUACGUUCGAUGGCCUACAUAUUUCAGUGAAAGAUCUGAAGAAUGCUAUAAUACAGCAAAAACGAAUAGGAAAAAGUACAGAUUUUGAUUUACAAGUUACGAACGCACAAACUAAAGAAGUGUACGAAGAUGAGAAUGCAUUGAUACCUAAAAAUGCAUCGCUUCUCAUAGCCAGAAUCCCAAUUAUUCCUCAAAAGAAUAAAACUUGGGGUGGGUAUGGGGAUGAUAAUACAACACCAACAAAAUCAGAUGAAGGAGGGCCAAUUGCCAAGGAAGUUGAUUUGUCCAAUAUAGAUGCUCCUGAGGAUGACAAAAUUAGGGCUAUGAUGUCUCAAUCUACACAGGAUUAUGAUCCUAGCAAUUAUAUGAAAAUUAGAGGCGCCAAUCAAGUCGGUGCUGUUCCUGCUAAUUAUAAAUGCUUCAAGUGUCACCAAGGGGGGCAUUGGAUUAAAGACUGUACUUUUGGAAUGGGAUCAGAUCCAGGGGAGAUCAAGAAAAGCACCGGUAUACCCCGUAGUUUUAUGGUAGCAGUCGAUGGUCCACAAGUACCCGGCGCGAUGAUGACCCCAAACGGACAGUUCGCCGUUCCUAUGGUAGACCACCAAGCUUACAAUCAGAAACCAGUUCCUAUGCCAGUUCAACCACCAAAAAUGGAGAUACCAGAAGAAUUGGUAUGCAGUAUUUGUUCCGAUUUAUUGACUGAUGCCGUUAUGAUACCGUGUUGUGGAAAUUCGUUUUGCGACGAAUGCAUAAGGGGAGUUUUAUUGGAAAGCGAAGAUCACGAAUGUCCCGAUUGCCAUGAAAAGGAAAUAUCUCCGGAUACGCUUAUUCCAAAUAGGUUUCUAAGAACGUCGGUUGCAAAUUUUAAAAGUACUACUGGGUAUGUCAAAAUACCUACUUACAGAGAACCCAAAUCAACGCCCGUUGUUCAAACCAUACCUUCUAAUAACGAAACUACCCCUCCACGUUAUACAGAUCCAGAAAAACAAACUGUGAUUUCGGAAGCCGAUUCAACGGAACCAUACAAACUUAAUCAAAACCCAGAAUCAAGGAUUGAUCAACAGUCUAACGAAAAGGAACGUACAGAGGGUCCACCAGGUGUUUCACCUAGAGGAUCUCCUAGAGAUAGAAAAUAUAGAGAAGAAUCGCCGAGAAGCCCAAGAGAUCGAGCAGUUCGUUCGAGGCGCAGAAGUAGGAGCAGAAGCAUUUCCCCUAGAAGAAGUCCUCGGCGUAUGCCAUCACGUUCUCGUACCGCUUCGAGGUCGCCUGGUAAAAGAUCAGGAACUCCUACUGUAGAUGAACCGGUCAUACCUGGUGCUAAUAGUUAUCCACCAACAACAUUCGGGAACACCAAUUUAGGACAAGUCGCACCAAUGCAGGGUCCACCAACAAUUCCUGGUAGCUUUCCUCCAAUCGGUACGUUUCCAACUCAAGGACCACCACCAAAUUAUCGAUUUCCUCCACCAGGCGCCGGCCCUGCAUAUAUGGGACCGAGUCCUUAUGUAGCUCGGACUAUGUUUGAUGGUACUAGACCCCCAAUAGGGGCUCCUCCAAAUUAUCCAAGCUAUGCCCCUGGAUCUAGAAGUCAUCGAGAUUACAAUAGAAGAAUGUUGGAUAGGGCACCAGCUGGUGUCAUAGAUGAUCCAUUGGCGGCUUUUAAUAGAUUGUUAAGAGAGAAAGAUGAACAAAAACGAAGAGCCAAACAGAGGGGUUUUAGGAGAAGCUAUAGCCGAAGUCGUAGUCGUAGUAGAAGUUUUAGUAGGUCUCCUAUAAGACGUAGAAGUCGAUCACCUAGAGCUGGAAGAAGAUCGAGGAGCAGAUCAAGAUCAUUCUCUUUGAGUCGGUCUCGAUCGAGGUCAUUUUCGGGUUCGCCACACAGACAGUUAUCACCUGCUAGGCGAUCACCUUCUGGACCUCCUCGAAGGGGCUCUAGGUUUAGAUCGCCUUUAAGAUCACCUCCAAGAUCUAGAAACAGAGAUUACGACGACGAUCGAGACUAUGAUAGAAAUAGAGAUUCUCGUCGUAUCAGGGAUAGGCGUUCGUCGCGAGAACGAGAUAGAUUUUUCGAUAAUUAUGACGAUAAGAGAGCCGGUAGAGGGCAGCAGACGCAAUGGGGUCAACGUAACGUAGUGCAGGAUAAUUAUUUCCCAACGCCUGGGCCGCAAUCCAUGCAGACGGGAUACCAGACUAACAGGUUUGGUCCGCCAUUUAUGAACAAAGAGCCCCCGUUCCAUCAGUCGCUUCCUCAGACAAUUCACAGCAUUCAACCUCAGAGGCAAUACCAAGAUAUCGCCCCGCCUGGCGUAGAUGACGACAUAGGACCGCCGGGUGUCGAAGAAGCCGUUUACAAAUCCGAAAAGAAAGAAGCUGUUAAAAAAGAAGAUAAACCAGAACGUCGAAAAGAAUCUUACGACAAAAAACGUAGCAGACACGAUAAGAGAAGCAGAACUCCAGAAAAAAUCCGAAGUCCAAGGAGAAAAUCGAAAUCUAGAGAACGAGACAAAGACAGCCCCGAUAAACAUCGAAAAAGACGGAGAGAUUCAUCGGACAAAGAUGAUGACGACAAAUCGAAAAGGAGUAAAGAUAAAAAGAAACAUAAAGAGAAAAAAGAUUCCGAAAAGAAGAAAAAACGAGACAAGAAAGACAAACACAAAAAAGAUAAUAAAGAAAAAAAAUCUAAAGAUGAAUUUAAACAAGUUAUACCGAAAAAUAGGAGAGACGAAGAAGACGACGAUGAAGAUAAAAACAUCGAGAAGAAAAAUCCGGAAAAAGAUACAACAAUUGCGUCGCCGAGAGAAGGAAACGAAAACGAAGAAAUUGAAAAUGUGAAUCGAAAGGAAGAAUCUCAAUUGAAUGAAUUAGUCGCUUCGAAAGAACACACGCCAGAACGACAAGAUUCCAAAAUGAGUCUAUACGAAGACGUCGUUACCGAAAUAGAUACUAACGUUAUCGAAAAUUAUGGCAGAUUAGAAACAAAUUCUCCAUUCGAAGGUAGAGACGAAGGUAAUAGACCGGCGCCGGAAGGAGACGAGAUCGCAGAUUUAACAGAAGACGGAGAAAUUAAAGAAAUUGAAGAUGAAGAAAAAGACGUCUUAGAAUUACAUUCUAACGAUAUGGAUCUAAAAGCGGAACUGGAAAAAACCGAUAUCUUAGCUCCCGUUCCGGAAAUAUCGAAAUGGGAAGUGGAAGACGAAAGCGGCGCCAUCAGUCCCAAAGAUACGAACAAAUCCGAUACGAAAACCGACAAAAACGGAAAAGUAGUUACCAGCGAAGUUUUGAAACGAGCCGAAAACGCGAUAUUCGCCAAAGCGAUAAACGCCAUCAGAAAUCCCGACGUCAAAAAAACCGGAUCGGAACGAAUAAAAAAAGAUACCGAAGAAAUAGCGGCGGCGACGGUGAAAAGCGACAUCAAACCAGUUAGGAUUUCGGUAAAAGAUCGUCUCGGCGUUAAAGUCGACGAUUCAGAUAAAAUAAUAAAUUUGAGUAGGAGAUCGACGACGGUAUCUCCUUUUUCUCGAAGAGGAGACGGCGGUAGAAACAUCACCGUCGGAGAAAGAAGAAUAGAAGCGAACGAUCACAACAAAAGGAACAGGCGAUCGCGAUCGAGGAGACGCGGCAGCAGAGAAAGAACAAGAAGUAAAACCGAAACAAAUCAAUACAAUCGAAAUAUUAGUAGAACGGAUCGCGACAGAAAAGACAGACAUAAAAAAGAAGAUAGAGUCAAAAGCGAAGAUGAUAACAAAAAAAUGAAGAAAAAACGUUCGAGAACGAGAAGCGUCAGCGAGGAUAAAAAAGAGAAGCACAAGAAAAAAGAAAAGCGGGUGAAAAAAGACAAAUCCAAGAAAAAAGAAGACGAAGAUAAUAAAUCGGAGGAGAAGGAUGUUAAUAAACAACUGAUGACGGCUAAACGUAAAGCUACGAUCGACGAAGCCAGUUUCGAACCCGAUUACGACGAAUCGCAUUCGGAUAUAGAAGACGAAAGUAAAAGUGGUAAAAAGAAAUCGAAGAAAGAUUCGGAAGAGAGUUCUAGUAGUGAAACGGAAUCGUCUUCCAGUUCGGAAGAGGAGCGUAAAAAGAAGAAGCGCAAAAAACACAAGAAGAAGAAGAAGCGCGACAGCAGUAGCAGCAGUAGUAGUUCGUCGGAGGAAUCCGAUUCGAGCGAUAGCGAGAAAGAACGCAAAAGGAAAAAACAUAAGAAAAAUAAGAAGAAAAAGAAAAAAUCUAAACACAAAUAGAAAGUGCUCGGCGUCAAAUACCAUUUUUUAUAAGUUGUUAGGUGAAAACAGUGGAUAUUUUCUUUGUACAUAUAAAUUUAGGUAAAUGUGUAUUGUGAUUAUUAAUUGCAACAACAAUAAAAAAAUACUUU